Ostertagia ostertagi is the source of this 465-nucleotide messenger RNA. Lineage: Eukaryota; Metazoa; Nematoda; Chromadorea; Rhabditida; Trichostrongylidae. The record is from the annotation of a GenBank genome assembly.
AUAGAGCAGAAAUCACGAAAAAUUUUACCUGGCGACUUUCUUCGUCUCGUGGACAAGGAGCAGGAGUCUACUGCUGUGCAAAAUCACUCUGUGAAACAGUUGCCUUACUUUUUGAAGGAUCUUUCUAUCAGCAAUCGCAAUGGUAUUGACGUUCCGUGUGAAUCUACUGAUGAUAACAACGAUUUUAUACGGCGGAUAGGCGAUGUACUGGAUAGCAUUUCAGCUGGAAAUGUUGACGUUUCGACAAUGCAAGAGUUGAGUAAGAUUGUGGUGGACGAGAAAGCUUGCGAUGUUGAUAAAUUUGUCGAGUUAAUCGCUCGAAUAGUGUCAAUUAUGGAUUCUGUUGUUGCCUCUCCUCCGAAUACCGUUGCAGCAUUUUUUGCUAUGUUCGAAAACUUAUUCUGUUCUCUUUCGGAAGAAGUGAAGCGUCCAGUGAUGAAGGAGUUUUAUGAAGCAUGGCAUGUU